GCUUCAGUGGGGCUCUCAGACAAGCCACCGGAGCUCCAUCGACAAGAGACCCUCACACACUCGGAGGACACACACUCCUACCUGUGGAUUUCCAUCCGCUACCAUGAUUAAGAAAAUGUCACCGCCCGAGAACGAGUUCGACAUCCCGGCCAAGAACUGCCACAGGAUGGUCAUCCUGGGCUCCACCAAGGUUGGCAAGACGGCGAUCGUUUCCCGGUUCCUGAACGAGCGCUUCGACGACCAGUACACGCCGACCAUCGAGGACUUCCACAGGAAAUUCUACAGCAUCCGUGGGGACGUUUACCAGCUGGACAUUCUGGACACCUCCGGGAAUCACCCCUUCCCAGCGAUGAGGAGGCUCUCCAUCCUGACAGGAGACGUGUUCAUCCUGGUCUUCAGCCUGGACAACCGCGACUCCUUCCAGGAGGUGCAGCGGCUCAAGAGGCAGAUCUUCGAGACCAAGUCGUGCCUGAAGAACAAGACCAAAGAGAACGUGGACGUGCCGCUGGUCAUCUGCGGCAACAAGUGCGACCGCGACCUGUGCCGCGAGGUGACGGACGUGGAGAUCGAGCAGCUGGUGGCGGGCGGCGAGCCGUGCGCGUACUUCGAGGUGUCGGCCAAGCGCAACACCAACGUGGACCUCAUGUUCCACGCGCUCUUCGCCAUGGCCAAGCUGCCCGACGAGAUGAGCCCGGACCGCCACCGCAAGGUGUCGCUGCAGUACGGCGACGUCCUCCGCCGCAAGUCCCUCCGCCAGAAGAAGUUCAGGGAGGGCGGCGACGCGUACGGCAUCGUGGCGCCGUUCGCGCGCAGGCCGAGCGUGCACAGCGACCUCAUGUACAUUAAAGAGAAAGCGGUGGGCGGGAACCAGGCGACCAAAGACCGCUGCGUGAUUUGCUGAGUGAAGGAGCCCCUCCCCCUCUCACACACACACCUACACACACCUUCCUCCACGAGGAGCCGGGGACCCUGCGCGCCAGGAGGCCGCACUGUGCGCGAGGACGCCUGGUCUUCGCCCGGUCCACUGCUGAGGGCGACUCAGCCUCACGAGCGAGAGAGCACGACUCUGGGACUCGAGCCGGACUGUGUCGAGAUGUGGCGACGAGUUUUGCUGUAAAAAAGAAAAGAGUAAGACCACCUGGACAGAGGUGUCCGGACUGCUCGCACCUGGACAGAGGUGUCCGUACUGAGGUGUCCGGCUUGCUGCCACCUGGACAGAGGUGUCCGGACUGCUCGCACCUGGACAGAGGUGUCCGGACUGCUCGCACCUGGACAGCUAGAUGAGACACUUGAGCACUUGUUUACAUUUUGUUAUUUGCCCAUUUUCUAACAGAACUUGACCGUCUGUGGCUUCAUGAACAAAAGAUAUGAAUGUAUAUUUAUUCUUCUAUGUCUGCGUUUACUUUUAUUAAAAAAUGGAAAUAAAAUUUUUAAAAUAA
Molecule: messenger RNA, 1439 nt
Organism: Pygocentrus nattereri (red-bellied piranha)
Lineage: Eukaryota; Metazoa; Chordata; Actinopteri; Characiformes; Serrasalmidae
Product: dexamethasone-induced Ras-related protein 1-like
Exons: 2
Coding region: 104-901 (265 amino acids)
Molecular function (GO): GTP binding; GTPase activity
Source: RefSeq, a predicted model, not a curated record